AUGCACGAGAAAGGCGUUGUGCAAUGUGAUAUGGGCUGUCUCAACAUCCUUCUGGGCAAGAAUGAUUGUAUAAAAUUCUGCGAUUUCGGCGGAUCAUCAAUCGACGGCUCCAUCCCUCGAGCAGAGCCCGAUACCGAUUUUCAACGGCCUGGAAGAGACGACGAUACGCCAGAUAUACAAGACGACCUGUGUCAUCUCGGCAGCAUCAUCUUUGAGAUCUGGACAGGGAGCCCUCCUUCCUGGAGCGAACCCCCUAUGGACCGCCAACGACGAUUUCCAGAUUUCGUUGGUGUUCUUCCUUCUGCUAUUAUUACGAAGUGCUGGCAGGGCAACUAUCAUUCAGCUACGGAGAUUGUCACAGCACUGGAAGCACUCCGAGAAGAGACGAAUGCGUGA
Fonsecaea nubica is the source of this 396-nucleotide messenger RNA. RefSeq lists its product as hypothetical. Gene Ontology annotation, biological process: protein phosphorylation. Bases 1 to 396 code for a protein of 131 amino acids. The transcript has a single exon. Lineage: Eukaryota; Fungi; Ascomycota; Eurotiomycetes; Chaetothyriales; Herpotrichiellaceae. Gene Ontology annotation, molecular function: ATP binding; protein kinase activity. The record is from RefSeq and is a predicted model, not a curated record.